CUUUUCUCUCGUGUUAUUUUCAUCGAACACACGUUCGAAAUAAUAAAAUCGCGAAAAUAAAUUGAAAAUGGUUGCAAAAAAGCCAGUAAGCAAAAAGAAGGUUGUUGGCAAGAAAGUCGCGGCUGCUCCUUCACUCGGUACUAAGCAAGCAGCGCCUAAGAAGGUCAGCAAUCCUUUGUUUGAAAAGCGCACGAAGAACUAUGGAAUUGGUCAAAAUGUUCAACCUAAGCGUGAUUUGUCUCGCUUUGUAAGAUGGCCAAAAUACAUUCGUAUUCAACGUCAUAAGGCAAUCUUGCAAAAACGUUUAAAGAUCCCACCACCAAUCAACCAAUUUUCUCAAGCUUUAGACAAGCAAACUGCAGUUCAACUCUUCAAACUUAUGGAAAAAUACCGGCCAGAAACAAAAUUGCAAAAGAGUGCACGUUUGAAGGCAAAGGCUGAAGCCAGAGUCGCUGGAAAGGACGAUGCUCCAUCCAAGAAGCCUAACACUUUGAGAGCUGGCUGCAAUACUGUUACUAAGCUUGUUGAACAGAAGAAGGCUCAACUUGUCAUCAUCGCUCAUGAUGUUGAUCCUAUUGAGUUGGUUUUAUUCCUCCCAGCAUUGUGUCGUAAGAUGGGAGUUCCAUACUGUAUCAUCAAAGGAAAAUCUCGUUUGGGACGUUUGGUGAACCGCAAAACAUGCACAGCUGUUGCUUUGCAAAAUGUCGACAAUUCUGAUCGUGCCAAUUUGGCUAAACUCGUUGAAACCGUCAAGACCAACUACAACGAACGUUACGAUGAAAUUCGUCGUCAUUGGGGUGGUGGUUUGUUGGGACCUAAAUCAAUGGCUCGCAUUGCCAAGAUUGAAAAGGCAAAGGCCCGUGAGUUAGCCCAAAAACAAGGUUAAAUGAGAAGAUAAUUCCAUAAAAUGUCCUUUCAAAUAAAAUAAGGAUGAAAAUAAAAACUUUCAAAACAA
Molecule: messenger RNA, 955 nt
Organism: Clunio marinus
Lineage: Eukaryota; Metazoa; Arthropoda; Insecta; Diptera; Chironomidae
Source: the annotation of a GenBank genome assembly